AUUGUAUUUGGGGGAACAUUGUUCUCUUCAAGGUCAAGCUUCAAAGAUUUCUAUAACAUGUAUCCGAAUCAAAGCCUGAUGUUCAAUGAGUUCCCACUUGAUCAACACACUCUUAGAGAUCUCAAUCGUCAUGAAAAAAGUUUAGGUCUCCUCACAGAAAAGUUUGUUCAGCUUCUCAAAGAAGCUCCAGAUGGAAUUUUGGACCUUAAAAUGGCAGCAGAUUUCUUGGCUGUGAGACAAAAAAGGAGAAUAUAUGAUAUUACGAAUGUUUUGGAAGGUAUCGGUCUAAUAGAAAAAAGGACCAAAAACAGUAUUCAGUGGAAAGGUGGGAGUGCAGCUACAAAUGGUCCUGAUAUUCAAGCUCGUCUCGAUGAACUUCAAGCAGAAGUUGAAUAUUUAGAAAAUUUAGAAAAAAAAGUUGAUGAACACCGAGGAAAAGUUUUGCAAUCAUUGAAGAAUGUUCAAGAAGAUUUAGAUAAUCUACAAUAUGCUUAUGUUACUCAUCAAGAUCUGAUUAAUAUUUUUCAAGAUCGUACAAUGUUGGUAAUACGUGCACCACCUGGAACUAGGUUGGAAGCACCUGUACCUGAAAAUCCUAUGGAACAACCUGUUCAAACGAUAUUCUCAUUGAAGCGUUCAUACAAAGUUCAUGUGAAAAGCUUUACAACACCGAUUCACGUUUUGUUGGUAAAUCAAGAAGAGGGUAGUGACAAGGCUCGUGUACUUCCGGUACCGGCGACCUCGGAUUCUAUUGCCCUCUCUCGUCGUCCAACUAUAAAACCUGAGGAAAAUGCGUUCGUGAGCCCAUUAUUACCCCUUAGUCCACCACCUAGCGAAUGUGAUUUUAACUACAGUCUGGAUGAUACCGAAGGUGUCUGCGAUUUGUUUGAUAUACCUGUUGUUCCUACAUCCACUAACUAACUGUACUAUUUUGUUAAAAGAAUGAAGCUUAUAUAAAUCUGUAAAAAGUUUA
Messenger RNA from Schistosoma turkestanicum, 973 nucleotides. NCBI's taxonomy places the organism in Eukaryota, Metazoa, Platyhelminthes, Trematoda, Strigeidida, Schistosomatidae. The record is from the annotation of a GenBank genome assembly.